Sugiyamaella lignohabitans is the source of this 912-nucleotide messenger RNA. RefSeq names its product Crc1p (gene CRC1). Gene Ontology annotation, molecular function: O-acyl-L-carnitine transmembrane transporter activity. Gene Ontology annotation, cellular component: mitochondrial envelope. The coding region runs from base 1 to 912 and encodes 303 amino acids. Gene Ontology annotation, biological process: carnitine transmembrane transport; mitochondrial transport. The record is from RefSeq and is a predicted model, not a curated record. The transcript has a single exon. Lineage: Eukaryota; Fungi; Ascomycota; Dipodascomycetes; Dipodascales; Trichomonascaceae.
AUGUCUGAUUACGAAGGUGGCAUAGAAGCCGUUGUUGAGAAUCCUCUUGUGGGUCAAAUCAAGUCAUUUGUGGCUGGUGGUUUCGGUGGUAUCUGUGCUGUAGCAGUCGGUCAUCCGUUCGAUCUCAUCAAGGUUCGUCUGCAAACAUCUGCUCCUGGAACAUAUUCAGGUACUUUGGAUGUGGUGAAGAAAACUCUCGCUGCAGAUGGUGCUCGUGGUCUUUACAGAGGUGUUGUUGCUCCAUUAUUGGGAGUCACGCCUAUGUUUGCUAUUUCAUUCUGGGGUUACGAUUUGGGUCAGAGAAUUGUGAAAUCAGCUUCUCCCUUGAAAGAAGGUGAGAAACUGUCGAUUUCUCAAAUCUCUGCUGCAGGUUUCCUGUCUGCUAUCCCUACCACAGCUGUAGCUGCUCCUUUCGAGCGUGUUAAGGUUAUCCUGCAAUUGCAGGGCCAAAAUGCUAAACCCGGUGCCAAACAGUUCAAUGGUGCUCUUGACGUUGUUUCGCAUCUUUACAAAGAGGGUGGUUUGCGAUCUGUCUUCAAAGGAUCCGUAGCCACUUUAUGUCGUGAUGGACCCGGUUCAGCUUUGUAUUUUGCAACUUAUGAAUACCUCAAGCGUAAAUUGACUCCCGAAGGUACAACUAUGUCAUUGGGAGCUAUCUCGUUUGCUGGUGGUAUGGCCGGUGUUGCUAUGUGGGUUCCUGUAUUCCCCAUUGACACCAUCAAAUCCAACUUACAAUCGUCUCAAACACCUCAAUCUAUCGGCCAAGUUACCCGAAACAUUUACAGAUCUGGUGGAUACAAGGCCUUCUUCCCAGGUCUCGGUCCCGCCUUGUUACGUUCGUUCCCUGCUAACGCAGCAACCUUCGUAGGUGUCGAGCUUGCUCACAAGUUUUUCCAAACGCUUAACAUCUAG